This is a messenger RNA of Anisakis simplex (herring worm), 525 nucleotides long. The record is from the annotation of a GenBank genome assembly. NCBI's taxonomy places the organism in Eukaryota, Metazoa, Nematoda, Chromadorea, Rhabditida, Anisakidae.
AUGGAAAUGGGCAUAUACCCGUUUACGCAUGACCAACAACCCUUAAUGGAUCAUGCUCCGGAUUUAGAGGAAAAGGUACCAACCGUGUACGGAAAUGUGAAAGUGACGAUCUAUGGUGAUCGUAAAAGACAUCCAAUCGUAACAUUCCAUGAUUUGGCCCUUGAUUCUGAAAACAAUUUCCAAAAUUUUUUCCAAUUCGGCUCAGUAGCGGAUUUCACCGAAAAGUUUUGUGUUUAUAACAUUAACGCACCAGGACAAGAAAUGGACGCAGCGCCAUUACCUGAGAAUUACGUUUAUCCAACAAUGGACGGUCUCGCAAAAAUUGUCGAAGCAUGUGUGAAGCAUUUCGAGAUAAAAAGUUUCAUUGGCUUUGGUGUUGGUGCGGGAGCGAACGUGAUGUUAAGAUAUGCGCGUGAACUUCCAUCAAAUUGUACUGAUGAUGAGUUAUAUUAUUCAGUUUUGGUUGGUUGGACCGUUGCAAAAUUGCAUUUUGCAUUUUGUAUGAUAGCAAUUCUUUUGAGCUGA